GCUCACUUUUGAGGGGCACAAUUAGUGGUCAAUUUUAUUUCACUCCCAAAAGUCAGUUUUUUGGCCACUCACUGCAGACAUCGCCAUUCAAAAUUAGGUGAAACUGACAGACUGCUGUAAUCACAGCAAUGGCUCCGAUCAAAUUUGUCAUUAAGUGUGGGAACUUUGCUGUGCUGGUGGAUCUCCACGUAGUGCCCUUGGGCGGCCAAGAGGACGCCAGCUGGUUUACUACGGACCACAUCGAGGAGGUUACAAACCUGGUUCGAGAUUCUGUGGACCAGAGGGUUAACCAGUACAGAGAGUUUCUCCACAACAGAGGACAGCCCAAACAGAAGAAGGAGCUGGCACCUGAUUCAGCCUUUUUUGUGAAAGGGCAAAACUUCAACCUGGUCGCCAAUUUUCUGAAGCGGCAUUUCAGUCUCAGAUGUAUUGUCAAGCAGGAUUUGCGUGUGUUUCCUGAACGAUAUGUUGUGUGUGUGAGCUGUCCAGAAGAUGCCUUAGCGCACCAUAGAAACCCGAGCCUGGCCGCGACUGAGCUGGGCGAACAAAGCAGAUCGGAAUAUUUUUCCAGUGUGGGAGAAACCCAAGAGCUUUUAAACAGCUCCACAAAAACAAAGAAGGCUGUGCUUCAAAAGAUAGCCAAACAAGCCAGUGUCCAGCGAGAGCUCUGUGGUUCCACUAUGGGGGAGCAGCAGAUUGAUCAGAGAGACUGUCCUAAAAACGCAAUCCCAGAAGAUAAAGCUGGAGAACCAAAAUUUAGCCUGGAGACCAGCUCUGCACAAAAGACCCUCCCAAAGGUAGACCACAAAGUGCCUAGCUCCAGUGCCUUAACUGAAACCUUGGCUCAGAUUGGGACUUCUCAAAAGCGGGAGCAGCAAGGUGAAAUCAAUCCCCCAGACACCCUAAUUGAGGUCUCAGCAGGUUUCUGCCAACAUGAAAUCACUCAGGAGACCAAGAAGAGCAAGAGGUGCAAGCUGAGUGAUGCUGGGGAAGACCCUCACCCACAGAGGGCCAAGAGGACGUGCCUUGGACGACCUCCAACCACAGUGCAAACUCACUCCACCGAGUGCUCCACACAAACAUCCAAGCACGACCUUCUUCCUCUGCCGCCUUCUCCUCUACUCGAAGCCAAGGCAGAGUCCAAGGCUUUCCCUGUCUCUGAGUGCAAGAAAACCACACUGGAAGUAGAGCUGCUUACUCCAGGGAAACGGGCCCAAAGGCUCCCCCUCACAAGCAAUAACACGGCACAGACAAACCAAAACAGGCUGGCCGCAAGUCUGAGGGGCCUAUCUGUCAAGCCUGCAUCCUCAGGCUCCUCUAUUGGUUCCAGAUCCACCCUCGGAGAGGAGGGGAGUGAAAAUGUGCCCAGAACCUCUAGAUUACGACGACUGAAGAGGUCCUGAGGGGGAGAGACAAGCUACAGUAAAGAUGCCUGACGCCACAGAGAUAGAGAUGAUAUUCUGUCAGGCUGCAUGUUUACCCCAUGUAGUCCGUGCGGUCUCCUCACAUGACUGGAAUUUGUGCAUGUGUCACUAUUUACUAGAAUAUCUAUUCUUCUCACAUGUGCUGCACAUACCGAGCACACACACAUGCAGCUCAAAUGCUGUACAUAUUAUGGCAGCUGAUACAUGAGCAUUUGACUUACUCUUUGUCAAAUACUUGAAACAGACUUUGCCUCCACCCAUAAGUGGUGGUGGUCAAGAGAGGCUCGCAAAUGAAAGUCAAAAACCUUUAAUUGGAGUUUAGAUUUGGUUUUGUGUUAAAGAUUGGGGAUUUCAGACAGGCAGGAGCCAUGCAGUACGUCAUGGCUUUCAGUCUGAAAUACUGGCUCCUACGUGUCUGAAAACUGUCCAGUUUCCCUGCUGAAGCUCUUGUGUGAUUGAUUGCUGUUUCCAGAUUUAUUUCAUCACCCCAUUCUCAAAAAUGUAUUUUUGUAGUUAGAUUUCAAUUAUAUACAAUUUGCUCAAUACUUAGUCGCUAAGAACCUGAAAUGUAUCUCUAAAUUGGAAUGUACUAUGUAUCUCAUACUGAACGUGAACUAAAUACGUGUGGGCAUGUGA
Molecule: messenger RNA, 2060 nt
Organism: Stegastes partitus (bicolor damselfish)
Lineage: Eukaryota; Metazoa; Chordata; Actinopteri; Pomacentridae
Gene: slx4ip
Product: SLX4 interacting protein
Exons: 8
Coding region: 129-1403 (424 amino acids)
Source: RefSeq, a predicted model, not a curated record